Molecule: messenger RNA, 1926 nt
Organism: Hyaloscypha bicolor E
Lineage: Eukaryota; Fungi; Ascomycota; Leotiomycetes; Helotiales; Hyaloscyphaceae
Exons: 1
Coding region: 383-1468 (361 amino acids)
Source: RefSeq, a predicted model, not a curated record
GUAAAAACAGCCCUUGUCCACCUUUACAGUCGAGACGAAUAGAGGACGAAGCAGGAGUAAAGGGAGUUGGUGACGCAGGUGCAAAGGAGCAGAGCUUGACGCAAGUGACGUACGUAGCUGCGAAGGCACGUAUAGUAGGGGAGAGGAAAUUAAAAGAGACAAAGGUGAAGGGGGCGAAGGCGAAGGGUCGUCUAGUAGUAAAUCGAGCUCUACUAAAGCCUCGUUCGGUACUACACCUAGCUCUCUUGUCAGCGGUUCGGCUAAGCCCCUAUCAUGAAGCGAGACGCUAAUUCCAGGGCUUCAUAAUCAACGCCACCCCACCAUCACCACGUUUCCCUCUCCAUCUUUCAGGUUCAGGAGCCUGCUCAGCAACCUUCGUAAUAUGGCCGAGUCAAAUGGUUGCAAAGGACAGAUGUUCACGCUUUUCCCGGAGCUACCGAAGGAGAUCCGACUCCUGAUAUGGAACGCGGCUCUCCCCGGACCGAGAGUCGUGCAUCUCCAGCAACGAAAACUGAAGAGCACGAUUAGAGAGUGGGAGCAGAAGACUGGGAGGUCAUGGCCGGUCUUCCCCGGCGAAAUGAGGGCUGUGAAUGAAGCAGCGCGAGAUACUGGCACGUCUGGCAUUGAGGAAAGUUUCGAAGCCGAUCGGGAUCGAAGAUUCCAACGGCGGGUAAUGCGCCACCGGAUCAACGAGGCUCUCGGCGCAGAUGGACCUCCUUCGACUCGAUAUCGAGGAGCUCAUAUGCUUGGUCUCUACUCAGACUCCCCCACCCCGGAAAUGACCCUAGUCAAUCGCGAGGCUUACGACGUUGUUUCCAAAUCGUAUCCUAGGGUAUUCUCAGGACCGGCCUCAUUUGCGCAAACAUGGUUUAACGGUGUCCUUGAUACUCUAUAUAUCCGAAAUGACACCUACUGGGUGUAUCCCUUAGGAGGACCGAUCUUUGACAUCAACGACGGCUUUCCAGUCUUGGAUGUCGAGAAUAUGCGGAAGGUUAAGAAAUUGGCGAUAUGGCGGGAUUUAGGCUGGACGAAUAACGCUCCUAUGAGGCAACGACCGUUAACAGAAGAUUGGACGGCACCUGUGCUGAAGUUGUUUGGUGGUGUUGAGGAGCUUGUUUUAGUUUUGCAUCAUUAUGGAGAUGAGGGGGAAGAAGAGGAUCAAGCAGUGCAUCUCAUUGACCCGAUUUGGGUUGAUGAAGCAUUGGAAAAGUAUAAUAGGAUUAUUGCGGAUCCGAAGAGUGGGGAUACGCUUGAGGUGAAGGCGAUGGAUAUUGGGGUUAGCGGGGAAGAGCUUGAUCUUGAGUUGCUGGAGGAGUAUAGGCAGAACUUUGGGGAAGGCAAACCGAGCUGGACUAUGCCGAGAUUUGUUGAGAAGGUUGCUGUUACGGAGGGGGUGAGGAGGAAGCUGGAUGAUGCGAAGAGGAGGGCUGAGAUGGCGCUCAAGGAGCGGGGAGUAGCUGGGAUUUAAUGUUGAAUUAUGGAGGAUUCUCUUGCUCAAACUAUGAAAUAUCAUCUGCCACUCCCUUAUUCUAGGGUAACGAGCUUACCAAGAACCCUCAUGAAACUCAGCUUACGACUCCAGAAGCAAACUUCCUGGGUCUGGUUUAUACAACCAGAUAUGUCCCAAUAGAGUAAGCCUGCAAACUCGAAGCUCAGCCUGCCUCGAUCGGCGGUAACUAAUCAUCUUACUUUAGCAGCACCGAUAGGACGCGUAGUUCUUUCUGCUUAACUAUGAACCAACACCCUCACCCCUUUACUCUCAUCCCUCACCACCGGGAAGAACUGAUCCCUCACAACAUCCACAUCCCUUCGAUCCGUCUCCCACAACUCCAAGACCCCCAGAUCCCCCACCUCCCUAACCUCCCACUCCUCGCCCCUCCCACCGAAGCUACCAAACAGCCCCGCAACAAAAAUAUACAACUCAAC